CUCGCCCCGAGCUUCCAAAUCACCAAAUUUUUGGAGGAUGAGUCAGCGAUGGGCUGCCAAACAUUGUAUUACCAGUAGAUGAUUCGAGAGAGAGAGAGAAGAGCUCCUGUAGCGUGUUUGCGCAGUCUGGCCUGUUUGGGAGCUAUCAACGCUGCCAGUGUUCACAGAGGUUGUCUUCACACAGAGAGCCCAUCAACCCCCCGGCGAAUGUCGAUCCCCCUAAACUCGCACCUGUCGGAGGGUCGCGUAGUGGUCAAUUCCAGGGUAUCUUGAAACUGCUCCUGUCAGGAUUACGCUUGGCAGCAAAACCAAACCCUAAUGGGGGCAUAAAAAGUAUGGUGGAAGUGCGUAUUUAGUGCCCCCAAUUCCGGGUCAGAUUUCACGGUAUCGUACUAUACUCGCAAUGGGUGACGUUUGUGAACACGACUCCUAUUGUACUGUACAAUACAUGGACGCAGGGAAAAAGCAGAUUUGGCGGUAGCCCUCGCUCCCACAAAACUUCACCCCAUUACGAGUAGGGUACCGUACGCUACAUACCGGUGCCAUGCUAUAUAAACCUCUGUUAUCCUCCUCCCUUGAGCUCUUGGUUCUUGACACUUACCAUCCGCCCCCUCUUGAGAAAUUGGACUCGGACUGAAGUUGGAGAUCAGCAAUUAUGGCCCCGGUGAAUGUUUUGAUGGUUUGUCUCAAUCCCGGCUUGGCUGGUGAUUACGAUGAGGGCCAAGAGCUAAUGAUCGAGUUUGCAGGUUGGAACUGGAGAGUACACCACCGGCUGGGUGGGUACUGGAGGGUCUACAUCCGACAAGAAGGUACCAUACCAUCAUCAUCUCCUUCCCCCCGUGUACCCCUAUCCCCACUUCUCACAUUUCUCGCAGGUAGGCGUGGUGGGUCUCACCCUCUUUGACCUCCGCCGUCGCGGAAAGGUCGGGGAGCUUAGCAUGGUCGGCGUGAACGGGAAAAAAUACCCGGAUAUCCGUGCUCUACCCCCUUCGAUUCCUCCAUCCCGUCAUCAAUGAGCUGACAUCCUGCAGGCAAUCACUUGGAGAAAAACAUCAAAAAGGUCUACAACAACCUCGACGUCUCGUUCAAGUCCUUCCCCGCCGACAACGCCGUGGAUCCGGAAAGCUACAAGACCGCCAUCGACGCCCUCUCGCCCGGGGACGCAAUCACAAUCUUCACCCCGGACACAACGCACUUCCCCAUCGCGCUCUACGCAAUCCGAAGAGGGAUACACGUCCUCAUCACCAAGCCGGCGACGAAAACGCUGGAGGACCACCUCACCCUCAUCGAGGAGGCCGAGAGGGCAAAGGUAUUCGUUUACGUGGAGCAUCACAAGCGCUUUGAUCCUGCCUAUUCCGAUGCGAGGGCUAGGGCCAAGAAUCUCGGUGACUUCAAUUACUUUUACAGUUACAUGUCGCAGCCGAAGUCGCAGCUGGAGACUUUCAGGGCGUGGGCUGGGAAGGAGAGUGAUAUCUCGUACUACCUGAAUUCGCAUCAUAUUGAUAUCAAUGAGAGUAUGGUUCCGGGGUACCGGCCUUUUAAGGUCACGGCGUCGGGGAGCACUGGUUGCGCAACAGGGUUGGGGUGUGUCGGAGGAACCGAGGACACAAUCACACUCUUGACGGACUGGGUAAAGAAGGAUGACCCUUCAAAGACUGCCACGGGAGUUUACACCGCAUCCUGGACCGCCCCCCAAAGAGCCGGCGUUCAUUCCAAUCAAUACUUUCACUGUACCCCCCCUCCCAAAUUACCCCCUACCGCAAAGCCAAAAGCUAACUUGCAGCAGACAUGGCCUCCAAAGGCGAAAUCCGCGCCAACCAAUCCAAACGCGGCUACGAUGUGACGGACGACGACCUGGGCGGCCUGACCUGGUAUAACCCCUUCUACAUGCGCUACGCCCCCGACGAGGAAGGAAACUUUGCCGGACAGACCGGCUACGGUUACAUCUCUUUCGAGAAGUUCGUGGACGCGUGCUCGGCACUGAACGAGGGUCGCAUCACACUCGCGGAGCUCGAUAGGCGCGGUUUGCCUACGCUCAGGAACACGAUUGUUACGGGGGCGAUAUUGCACGCCGGGAGGAUUAGUCUGGAUGAGAAGAGGAGCGUCGGGAUUGAGGAGGUUGGGGGGGUGUUGAGGCUUGUUUAGAUGGGGGGUGGGUUUUGCAGUUGUGCUCCAGUUUGUGGUAAAUUAUUUUUCUUUUUUUAACUAUCGUACCGCUUGUGUUACGCCAUGCGAUAGUCUACAGCAUCCGCUCCACCCCACCCACCGCUGACUAACCUAUCCACCUUGCUCUAUCAGACCGUUAAAGUUUAAUUUGACUUCCUUGCCAUAUCCCUCCACCUAUUUGUACCGUAUGGUGACCUGACCCGAUAGUUGAAAUCAAGUUUAUCCGCCCACCUGCCACCGCACAAACCCCGGAUCGGAUCCAGAACCCACUGUCCAUCUGAGGAGUCUGUAGAGAGCGCUGGAUUGUGCCGUACUCGAGCGGCGGCAGUUUUAUAAUAGUUGCGAUAUGCUUGAAUCGGGUGUUGAGUUUGCAAAGUAGGCUAGCCGGGGAGUUGGAGGUUGUGGCUGGGCAGGGUGUUAUUUCCUGGUUGGGAUUUUGGUGGGGAGUGGGUGGGUAUGAUGUCAUAAUUUGGACUGUGGGGCAUCGUACCGCUGUUGGGGGUUUAGUGGCUUAGGUUUUGUUGGGCUGGCUGUCGAUUGAGCGGUUCGCCGAUUCAGGGAGCGUAUCAUGUGCCAAUCACCACAAUGGAUUUAAAAGGCAUUUCCGGCCCGAAACACGUUUUGAAUCGAGCUGUUCAAUCGACGUUGAGCCAAACGGAGCAAAGGUUUUCAACCAUCCCACGCUGUGAUGGGAUACCGGCGGUUCGUGGACAUGACUCCCCGUUGCUCGCCCAUCCUCAUGUACCAGUAACAGGGGGACUCACGCUUCGCCGUUUUUCCGCUUUUGGUCGGUUUUGACAAAGAUGACCAAAACCGCAUACCGGAAGAAAAGGCGGUUUGCAGGUACAUGUACAGGAAUUGUUUUUUUUGGGGGGGCUGGCUCUACUCGUAACGCUACACACUAGUAGUUGGCUUGACAUGCUAACAAAAUAUGAUAUUAGCUUUUAUGCUAACUAUCGAGCUUCAGUCACCGGGGCUUGUGAAUGUGCUAUUCUUCUAUCAACCGUUAAAUUUAGCUUGAAAUAUUCUCUUC
Molecule: messenger RNA, 3199 nt
Organism: Tuber aestivum (summer truffle)
Lineage: Eukaryota; Fungi; Ascomycota; Pezizomycetes; Pezizales; Tuberaceae
Source: the annotation of a GenBank genome assembly